UUAAGUUAUUUUCUUUAUAAUAAACAAUAUAAAAGAAUCUCACUUAUUUUAUUAUCGUCUUUAUUUUAUACAACAAAAAUCAACUAAUAUCACAACUCUUAUCUACAUGGCAACUCACACAUUAAAAAAGCGAAAAAGAACACCCAGUGAUGCAACAUGGUGUUUACGUCAUGCCCAUUCUCUUUCUUUGAAAUCCUUUGCUCGCCAUUUUGAAUUAUACGAUCGCCAAUAUUGCCAAGCGCGUUACCGAAAUAUUCUUGACAACGUCCAGCUACUGUGUGAAAGUCGCGUCAUACAAUGAUCAAAGGGCUGGGAUCGCUGUGCUCCUAUUUCUCAAAAAAGAUGUUUGGAACGAGCAGCUUAUUGCUACUUUCCUCUAUUACUCGUUCCUAAACUUUGUUCUUUCUUACCCUAACCUGUUAGUUUUAUUAGUGAAUAAUCAAUGCUUGUAUUACUCAUCCACACACAAAUGUUACAAAAUUAAAUUCAAAGUACGUUUAUUAAAGAAAAAAAAAAAAG
Messenger RNA from Halteromyces radiatus, 519 nucleotides. RefSeq lists its product as uncharacterized. The transcript has a single exon. The record is from RefSeq and is a predicted model, not a curated record. The coding region runs from base 107 to 301 and encodes 64 amino acids. Lineage: Eukaryota; Fungi; Mucoromycota; Mucoromycetes; Mucorales; Cunninghamellaceae.